UGUGACAGCUUUUGCUCGCAAAUUUCCGUGCGGUGCGCAUUGGAUGUGCCUUUUAUAACCUCAUCCCUAUCGUUAUAUUAUAUACAUAUUAUCAAUAACAUUUGUUUCAAAAUGUUAAUAAAGUUAAGUGUUAUUUUAAUUUUGGUGAAAAUAUUUCAUGUCAAGGGAAACCAACUUGACUGGGAUUUAGCAAUCGUCGUAGAUAAUGAAAUCCAACUACUAACCUCAAACGGGACUCUAAUAGAUUCCAGAAGUCCUUUUUCUUUAUUAAAAGCCAUCACUUAUGAUGGCGUCAGAGACCAAUUUAUUGUAAGCGAUAGGGACACCAAAAACGAUACCAUCUUUACUGUUCGUUUAUCCAAAGAGACUGAAACUGAGCCAAUCAUGAAAGGACCUCCAGGUGACGUACAGGGAUUAGCAAUCGACCCUCUGGACGAUGUAUUAUAUUGGUCCAACGCAAUCAAUCAUACAAUAAAUUAUAUUAGUCUAAACGACUCUACUCACGAUUCUAAAGAAUUUAUUCUCUUCAAAGAUGUUGUUCCACACGCCAUUGCCAUAGAUGUAUGCAAUCGUUAUAUAUAUUACACAAACCCCUCAGGCAGCAAACCAACGAUAGAAAGAAGAAAAUUGGACAAUUCCCAUCAUCAAAUUUUGGUAGACGAUACCAUAAUGACCCCGGUGGGUUUAGCGAUCGAUUACAAAGAACAACGGUUGUACUGGGCAGACAGUAGAAUAGGCACAGUAGCCGGGAGAAUAGAAAGCAUUUCCUUAGACGGUAAAGAUAGAAAAUUAAUCGCCGAACGUACCACAAUGGAACCGUUCGGACUCGCAGUCGAUGAAGAUGCCAUCUACUGGACGGACACGAAUAACAACGGUUUAUAUAAAUUAUUAAAAAGCGAAACGAAUCCAUACGCCGAUCCGCAGAAAAUAACUUCCUUUUCCGACAUUCCUAUGGGUUUGGUAGCUAACGCUUACAUGAAAGACGACUGCGACAUACUACCGGAACUCAUCCAACAGUACCAAGAAUCGAAAAAACAAACAACCACUGCCCAAACCGUCGAGGAAUCUCUGGUAUGUUUGAACGGAGGUUCGGUAAAAGAUAAAAAGUGCGACUGCAAACCGGGAUAUACUGGAAAUUAUUGCGAAAUACCGAUAUGCAGUAGCGCUUACUGCCUAAACGGUAACUGCUAUUUAUCUUCAUCGGGGAAACCGAUGUGUUCGUGUAAGAAAGGUUAUAUCGGUAACAGAUGCCAAAAAAACAAAUGCGAUUAUUAUUGUUUGAACGAAGGGAAAUGCGCCAUAACUCAACCAAGAAAUGAACCAAAAUGCGAAUGCCUCGACGGUUUUAUCGGCAACAGGUGCGAGUAUAAUCAACAAACUUGCGACUUUUAUUGCAACGCCAAAGAAAACACCGCCUAUUCUGCCGAAUUUGAAUAUAUGUGCAGAUGUAGCUAUAUGUAUUCGGAAAAAAACGCCAGCGCGUUGUUGUCACGUUUACAAGAACGUCCGAGUAUUCUAUCCAAAUUCCAAGAUCCAGUUAUUUACUUAUCAGCUUUAGUUUUAUUCUGUAUGUUAGUUAUCGUAGCUCUGUUCAUCUACAUUCAUAAUGUCCACAAGAAACGACCGAGGAUCAAGAAACGUAUCAUAGUUAACAAAAACGUCACUCCAUUGACAUUUCGACCGCAGCCCAACACAGAACAAUGCGAAAUUACUAUAGAAAAUUGUUGCAACAUGAACGUUUGCGAAACGCCUUGCUUUGAACCAACGGGUGAAGACAAAAAGAAACUUCUGAUGAAUAUGGAAGGCGAAGACAUCUAUUAAACUUGUUGGAUGAAUAAAAGGCUGUGACUGUACAGAGUAUUAAUAACGCGUUGUUAAGUUUUCAAUAUUUAUAUUUAUAUAAUGAACUGUAUCUUGCCAGUCAUCAAAUGUACACGGAAUACCAAAAGGGCGGGAGAUUGAAACGGUUCCACACCAUUCCUUAUAUCAGACUUAUCAGUAAAAACAAUCCAUUUAUAAAAAUUACACUGGUCAACACACUUUUUUAAAUUUUUUUAUGUUACUGGGUAUUUUUAUGAAAAUAGAAAUACUUGGGUCUUGGCAAGAUUUCCUUGAAUGAAUUACUUGAGGUAGAUCUCGUUACAGUAACCUCUUGGUAAUAGUCUCUUCUUUUGUCCGAAUAUCUUGAUGGAAUCUUCCAUUUUCUUCGUUUCUUUUCUAUUACAACACUUUUAAAACUUAUUUAAGGGCCUUUCUUUCGACAGGUCUACCACGAGUAUUCAUACCACUCAAAAGCAAAGCGACCCGUUUGCUUUUGGGUACAAAGGCACCAAAUUAUUUCGGCUGUUGGACUGCUCCUUGUUGGACCUUUCUUUGUCGGACAAUAUUGUUAGUAUAGAGGUUAUGCUACGUUAUCUUCUCAUUGAAAUAAAAAAAAAUAUGUGUUAUUAUCAUUAUGUAGGGUUAUGUAACCUUCAGGGUUAGAAAAGUAUUAAUUUGAAAAAAAGUAAUCAGCUGACUUCAUCGCGGUUCAUUGUACUUUAUCUGAUUAUAUAAACAUAACCAAAAUUUGUUACCAAUUCACAUUUGCAAUAUUUUUUUGUUGACCAGUGUUAUUAGUGAUAUUUUAAGUACUUUGGAAGGAAAAAAUUGAUGGUAGACACUAUUUAAAAAUAAUUAGACCUUAACAAAAAGUUUAGUACUUAGAAAUAAUAGAGUACUUAUAUGUUUUACUUAAAUCUUUAUAACUAAUUUUAUGUGACAAAUUUUUUUUUGGUGUUACCCUGAUUUAUCUUGAACCUAGUACUACUACCAAUGGAACCAUGAACCUCAAAGAGCCUUGGCCUCGUCCACCAUAUUCCUCAAGUCAUCUCGGCGUCUCCACCUCCUCACGAUGCUGAACCUCUAAAUUUUGGUAUUAAGAGCUCAAAACUUAUCAGAAUUUUUUUUCGUUACGUUUUUGUAGUAGCUAAUUUUUUGUCCUACCCUAAUCUUUAGGUGUCUCGACAAGCCUCUUGUAUGUUAUUAUUGCCUGGGUUAAUACAUUUAUCAGAUCUUCUCUGGUUAUACAGAAUAAUAUUUGCCUAUCUCAACCCAUGUAACUGUUUUUUUUUUUAUCUUUAACCUUCUUUUCCAGUAUUCUUUCUAUUAUUCUGUAGUUGAUACCACAAAGUGGCUUAGGUCCUAUAAAGGGUCUUAAGCAAGUGUGUCAGCUAGUCCCUCUUCUCCAAUGAGCCCAAGAAUCAAUUGAAAGGUAACUUCAUUAUUCUUAUUCCACACCCUUGAUUUCUUUCCAUAUUCGCAUCUUUAUACAUCACUAUCCGAUGAGGACACUUGCUCAAAAUCUUCUGGUUCUAUUUUAUGAAUUUCCUUCGAUACCUAGGGCUUCUUUCCAGAUUGAUAUUUGACUGCCUCUAUUUGUGGUAUUUCAUGCUCGUUCAUUGUGAUCUUUCUGACAGUUUCUUUGCCUGUUUGUGAAGGUCAAGUGGAUGGAUUUAGACGGUCCUGUUCAUAUUUUUCCCACACAGUCAUCUCGAAUGUCACAUCUUCAGUAACAAGUAGCCGAAACGACUUUAAUGUGUCUUUGAUGGAGGGAUGGUGUUAAAUAUGGAUAGUAGGAUAACGGUCUUAAAUAACGACAACUUAAUUUAUAAAACUUAUUUAUUUAACUGGGAUCUUAUCUUUUGACAUCUUUUUAGUAUUUUACUUUUGUUUACCAAGGGAGGUUUUUUUAACGCAUUUAUUUUUUUUUAAAUGGAUACCACUGCCUUUACAAAAUGGGAAUCGAAAUACCUCUCUUGGUGUGCUUUAUCUUUUUUGAACAACCAAUCUGUGAGUGGAAAAAUCAUUAAAAAUCUAGUUUUUUGUCCAAAAAGUAUUUUGAAAGAACAUUUCAAUGUUUUAUUUUCAGUUAUCAAUGAUAAAACGAACAUUUUUUGCAUUUUACUGAUAUUAUUUUUUGGUAAUAUAUAGAGCGUGGAAACCAUCUUUCGUUUCGAAGAAUUAAAUAAUUGUAAUAAUUUGUCAGUGAUUGUAUUUUUAAAAUGCAACAUUUCCCAAGUUUCACCUUAUUUUAUCGAUGAAAAAAGAUUCCUAGGACAAAUUUUAAAAUUCCAUAACCCCAAUUUACAUAAAUAAUUGAUGAUUAGUGAUUUUUUCUUUGCUACUUUUUCAAGAAAAUAAAAAUUCAACCAUAGUUUCAUAGUUUAUUGUUGUGGUAUACACGGCAAUCAACGUGUUAAAAUAGUGGAUGUUUUCUUGAGGAUGUAAGUUUCUUCAUAACUUUUAAAAUAGAUAGUCUCAAUAUAAAUUUUUUUUGACAAUUGUUGUAUAAUUUCUGAUACAAACGGCAGUUAACGUGUUAAAAGAUUUUUUGUUUGUCUUAGGAAUGUUGUUUUCUUCAUAACGUUUAGAGUAGAGCAAAACUUGACAACGGUCUCAAUAUAAAAAUGUCUGUUGAUUAUUGAUGUCUGAAAGUGUACUUCUGAUACAAACGGCAGUUAACGUGUUAAAAUAUCAGGUUUUUCUUGUGGAAAUACAACAUUUGUGUAACUUUACACUGAUGAAUAGUUUUGAUAUAUAUGGCAGUGGACGUGUUCGAAUAGUUCGAAGUUUUCUCGAUAUAACAAUUUUUUGCGGUACCUUUUGUGUAUGAAAGUUAUAAACAUUUUAAAAAUAUAGUUCUCAACACCUUUUAGUGAUCUCAAAAUUCGUUUUGAAACUUAUAGCUCUAUCUCAAAACUUUUUGGACACAUACGGUAUUAAAAAUUCACUCAAUUCAAUACAAAAUUUAAGCAGAAACAAAUAUUUCAAUUGGAUGUUGUUUAAGUAAAAAUAAUUAAUUUUGGUUGAUUCAAAAAAGUAUUGAUUAUUUUUUUAAAGUUUAUUUUUGUUCAACAGAUUGUCUCGUUAAAUAUAACAACUUUGUUUACGUACUUGGAGUUUUUACAGUAUCUUUGAGUUGAAAAAAAUUUGUCCAAUUUCUUUUAGUCUCCCCUUUUUUAUUUUCCUAUAUAUUUUGUAUUAUUUUUUCGUUAAUUUCAAGUUUUUAACUCGACUUAGUCGAAUAUUAUCUACUUAUGGUUAUUUUAAAACCAGAAACAGAAAAAAAGUUACUUAAAAUAUGCUGUAAGACUGAAACAGGAAUUUAAUAUUUUUUUAAAAUUAUUUUACAACUAUGUUAUUUUAUUCAAUUGUGGGCCUCUUUGAGUCUAUUGAAAAAGAUCAAAACUAGCAACGAUUUAAUGAGACAUUCUGUACAUAUGUAUAGCUGUUACCAAUAUUUCGAAAUAUGUAGACUUUUUAGUUUAGAGUGAAUAUUGAGUUGUGAUUUUAGACAAAUUUAUAGUUUAAACUAUUUUCGCCAACGCGAAAUUGUAUGUUUUUAAACAAUUUUCUUAUUCGUUUGGCCAAAUUUUCGGUUUUAGAAACUUACUUGUUGUUAAGUAAGUAUUGUGGGUUGUAAUAUCCACAUCAGAAAUGUGAUAUUAUGAUCUAAGUAGGUGCGUAUUAAAUAAUUUUGUAUCAAAAAUUCGGAAAUAAAAUUGGUUUAUUAAUAUCA
This is a messenger RNA of Diorhabda sublineata, 5560 nucleotides long. RefSeq names its product protein cueball. The transcript has 6 exons. The coding region runs from base 112 to 1821 and encodes 569 amino acids. Lineage: Eukaryota; Metazoa; Arthropoda; Insecta; Coleoptera; Chrysomelidae. The record is from RefSeq and is a predicted model, not a curated record.